Messenger RNA from Letharia columbiana, 1017 nucleotides. RefSeq lists its product as uncharacterized. The coding region runs from base 1 to 1017 and encodes 338 amino acids. Gene Ontology annotation, biological process: cytoplasmic translational initiation. Gene Ontology annotation, molecular function: translation initiation factor activity; protein binding; RNA binding. NCBI's taxonomy places the organism in Eukaryota, Fungi, Ascomycota, Lecanoromycetes, Lecanorales, Parmeliaceae. The transcript has 5 exons. The record is from RefSeq and is a predicted model, not a curated record. Gene Ontology annotation, cellular component: eukaryotic translation initiation factor 3 complex, eIF3m; cytoplasm.
AUGAGACCAAUACUACUGCAAGGCCAUGAACGGUCCUUGACUCAGAUCAAAUACACCAAAGACGGCGACAUCCUCUUCUCCUGCGCCAAAGACCAAGUGAUCUGCGCCUGGUUCUCCGCCAACGGCGAACGCCUCGGCACCUACCACGGCCACCAAGGCGCCCUCUGGACCAUCGACAUCGACCCCAGCACCACCCUCCUCGCCUCCGGCGCCGCCGACAACACCGUCCGCCUUUGGGACAUCCGCACGGGUAAAUGCAUCAAAGUAUGGGAUUUCAACACGGCGGUCAAGAGGGUCGAGUUCAAUGAUGAUGGGACGAAACUGCUCGCUGUGACGGAGAAGAGAAUGGGGUAUUUGGGGACGAUUGUGGUGCUCGAUGUCAAGGUAGAUGUGGAGGCGGAGCAGAGCGAUGAGAGAAGUUUGGUCAUUACGUGCGAUGAGAGUAAGGCUACGGUGGCGGGGUGGAGUUAUCUGAGUAGGUAUAUCAUUGCGGGGCACGAGGAUGGGACCGUCAGUCAGUACGAUGCGAAGUCCGGCGACCUCCUCAUCAACGAGCCAGUGCACGAAGACGGCGGGCAAGUCACCGACCUCCAAAUGUCCUCCGACCGCACCUACUUCAUCACCGCCUCCAAAGACAAGACCGCCAAACUCAUCUCCGCCCGCGACCUCACCCUCCUGAAAACCUACCCCUCCGACACCCCCCUCAACACCGCCGCCAUCACCCCCAAGAAACCCUUCGUGAUCCUCGGCGGCGGCCAAGCCGCCAUGGACGUCACCACCACAUCGUCCCGGCAAGGCAAAUUCGAAGCCCGCUUCUACCACAAGGUAUUCGAAGACGAGAUCGGCCGCGUCAAGGGGCACUUCGGCCCGCUGAACACGGUGGCGGUGGAUCCGUUGGGGAGAGGGUAUGCCAGUGGCGGGGAGGACGGGUAUGUGAGAGUGCAUGCGUUUGAUAGGGGGUAUUUCGAUUUCGGGUAUGAGGUGGAGAGGGAGAUGGGGUUGGUGGGGAAGCGGUAG